UCAAAAACCCUCCCACCAUCUUUAAUUAGGGCUUCUCCAAUCUCCAAUAUAUACACACAUCACACUCACCAACGCUAACCAUUUCCUAUCAAUCUUGAAUUUCUUUCUCUAGCUGCACCAUUCCAAGUCGCGAUUGAAUGGCUUUGCCGAAUCAGCAGACUGUGGAUUACCCUAGCUUCAAGCUUGUGAUUGUUGGAGAUGGUGGAACUGGAAAAACUACAUUUGUGAAGAGGCAUCUCACUGGUGAAUUCGAGAAGAAAUAUGAACCAACAAUCGGUGUGGAGGUUCAUCCAUUGGAUUUCUUCACCAACUGUGGGAAAAUCCGAUUUUAUUGCUGGGACACUGCUGGUCAAGAGAAAUUUGGUGGGCUUAGGGAUGGAUACUACAUCCAUGGACAAUGUGCCAUCAUUAUGUUUGAUGUGACAGCUCGAUUGACUUACAAGAAUGUUCCAACUUGGCAUCGUGAUCUCUGCCGGGUCUGUGAAAAUAUCCCAAUUGUGCUGUGUGGGAACAAAGUUGAUGUUAAGAACAGGCAGGUGAAAGCAAAACAAGUUACAUUCCAUAGGAAGAAGAACUUGCAGUACUAUGAAAUCUCAGCUAAGAGUAACUACAACUUCGAGAAGCCUUUCUUGUACCUGGCCAGGAAGCUUGCUGGUGAUUCUUCCCUACACUUUGUUGAGUCACCGGCCCUGGCUCCUCCUGAGGUUCAAAUUGAUUUAGCUGCCCAGCAACUGCAUGAACAAGAACUUGCUCGGGCAGCUAACGAGCCUCUUCCUGAUGAUGAUGAUGAGUCCUUUGACUAAGAAGGAUAGCUCCCAAUUUUUCCAUUUGCGCUUGUUGGGGUUCGUGUGAGGGUUUCGUUACUUGAGUUUGAGGGGGUUCUAAUGGAGAUGUAGAUUCUCUUUAACUGCUUCUGGUGGAUCGUUAAUUUCAUAUGGUAGUGAGAAGAUACUUUUUUAUCUUCUGAAAUAUGUCAGGGUAUUAUUUGUUAUCAACUUGGCUUUCAGAUGAGUAAUUGAUAUAAAUAUUUGCCGUG
Messenger RNA from Salvia hispanica, 1036 nucleotides. Its product is annotated as GTP-binding nuclear protein Ran2. The record is from RefSeq and is a predicted model, not a curated record. Gene Ontology annotation, cellular component: cytoplasm; nucleus. Gene Ontology annotation, biological process: protein import into nucleus; ribosomal subunit export from nucleus. Lineage: Eukaryota; Viridiplantae; Streptophyta; Magnoliopsida; Lamiales; Lamiaceae. Gene Ontology annotation, molecular function: GTP binding; GTPase activity.